AUAUAAAUAUAAAACAGUUAAUUUAUUUUAAAUAAACUGAAAUGAAUAUUUCGGAAGAAAAUAACGAAAGCUGUCAUGAAGAAACUGGGGAAGCUUCACAUUGGAUGUACGCUAUUCAAGCAGUUAUAGCCAUAUUCAUUGUAGUAGAAAAUCUUAUUAUGAUGAUUGCAAUCGUCCACAACUGGUAUAAUUUAACAAGACAACACAACAUGUACCGUUACCUCGUGUCACUUGUCGUAGCUGAUUUGCUAUACGGAGUAAUAUUGCUCAUUCAUGGGAUAUUAACAGCAGUUAACUCUGCAGGACUAAGCGGAGAAAGUCUUCUCAAAAAUGAAUUGAAAGACAUAGCUAAUAACCUGAUAACUGGUGUAAUACACGGGAGUUGUUUUGCAGCUCUUGCUAGUGCAUCUUUGCUGAAUCUUGUUCUUCGAAUGACUUACACCAGAGCUCUUGCUAGGGCGGCGGCAAUAGAAGCAGAGAGACCCAGACGAUUUUCGUUUUUACGUUUUCCUUCCUUGAGAUGUCCAAAAACCACAAGAGUUCUCAUUGGAUUUAUAUGGGCUCUCACAUUAACUUUUAUUGUGACUCCGUUGAAAAUACACUGUCAUCAACAUAUAACGAGAUGCACUAAUGACUUCAAGACUUAUAAAAUAAAUAUACUUGAAGAAAAAAUCACUCCAGUUAUGGACAGUCUUAAAAGUUUUUCUGCUCAUGAAGAAGGAAUCGGAAAAAUGGAUUGCUCCUUUCUUCGCCCACCAAACAGUCGGUCAUACAUCUUGAUAUUGAAUUUUUGCAUAACUGUUUCAUGGUGUCUUAUGCUUAUAUGCAACAUGAUGACAAUAUUCAUAAGAACAACUGUUAGAAAGAGUGUUCGUGCUGUGAGUGGCGACAUCAUUUUGACUUUGAGGCACAAGCCAGGAUUCACGUGGGACCAUUCAUCACUUCUCGUGGGAAUAAUCACAUUAACUAUGACAAUAUCUACAAUUCCAUAUGUUAUCUUCAGCUUCACCACGGAAGGAGGUUAUCUUGAGCAAAGGUUGUAUUAUGCGUCUACUUUAGCACCGAAUACAGCAGCAGGAUUAGAAAUGACGACAUCGAUCUCAAGUUUACUCAAUCCGUUUAUAUACACUGCAAUGUUAGGAAAACUACGGAGUGACAUAGCAAGACUUAUUCAACAAUGCCACAAAAAAGCAGCGAGAGUAUGCGCCAACGGUGCCGAUUGCAUUACAUGCAAGAGAGAGCGAGCUAUGAAAGACGAUGGGGUCUGUGAAGAAGAUGCAGAAGCCUGUCCCUGUCAAAAGGAACCAAUUGUCGAAGAAACAAAUUGCUCUAAACUUUCUCAAACUGGGAAGUGCAAAGUUAACGACAGAGCACCAGAACUUCAGUCAUGUACAGAAAAAAAUGAGCACGUCAUCAAAAGCUGAAUUCGGUCAAAUGAAUAGAGAAAGAAGGCCUGCCAUCUUUGCACAAUGAGGCAACUUGACAAUGGUAGAAAUCAAACCGUAUAAGUUAGUCGGAGUCGACUGAUUCCGACAAAAGCGGUAGUAAAUAGCUUGAAUGUAAAAGCUCACCGCUUUUCUCACUGUGGUCGUAAUAACUUUCGUAGGCUGGGUCUCAUUACCAAGCAUUUUGAAUGCGAGGCCAGCGGUGAGGAUUGCGGUGGUAGUCGCUACUGAUUUAUGAUUCGAACCUAAAACUAUACGGAUUAGAUUGGGAAUAUUUUAGUUCUGCUAGCAUACUGCGGUAUACUCAUAUUUAAAUCAACUAAAAUUAGGAUAGAAAUUGAAAUAUUGAAAUGGAUGAAUAAGAGCAUCGGCAUGCUUGGCUGCAUGAGAAGAAAAAAAACAUCACAUAUAUUGUGAAAAGGAAAUCAAUAAAUUUAUUAUGUUAUAAAUGAUAUUUGCAUAUAUUUAAGUGUGUUUAAGGUAAAGUAAUGAUGGACAUCGCCAUUUAAUUGCAGUUUGUUCCGACCUAUGUCGGAUACGCAAUCAUUCUAACCUAUCGAUGCCAAUUUCAAUUUCAUUAUAGAUACGUAGGAUGGUCUACUGCAGGUGUCAACUUUUUGUCGCUCGCGAGCCAAAAUUAAGGGUUGCAAGCCGUGUCGCACAUAUUUUUAGAAAGUUAAAAACCGAACGGAUGGCUGAUGAAUCACAAUUUUUUCACACAUGUCAGAAGUGGGGAUUUUAAAUUUUGAGCAGCGCGCGAAGACUCAACUUACUUCAAGAAAAAAAUAUACACAUGACAUUUGAGUAAUGUGACACUUUUUGUUGCAUCACGCCUGUCGCCUGAUACGAUUUCGACAUCAAUGAAUGGGACACUGGAUAAAGCCAAGAUUAAAACAUUUUAUGAAUGAGAAUCACUUAUCUGAGUUCUCCGCUUGUUCUUUGUAAUGUUCCAGUUCGAAAAUAAUUGCAUGCAUGCAUGGCUACUUCCAAACAUCGAUGGAAUUUUUUCGCAUGGUUUGUCAAAUUUGGAUGCAGUUUUCCUUCAAGAAGAUACUUUUUAUAAAAAUCAAGCAGUGAUACAUUUCUCGAAUAGAAUACAUAUUUAUUUCCUCAUUGCAUCUCAAAAAUUCCCAUUUGUUUAUUUUCUGCGCCAUUGAACCCAUUGCACUUAGAAUCAACUAUUCUGCGUUUUGUUGCCAUUCGUCUAACUAUAAUUAAAUUAUAGGCUCAUUAAACGUGUAAUUGUGAAUAUAUACUUGUUAGGUUAUAUAUAAUAUAAUUCAGUCUACAC
Styela clava is the source of this 2736-nucleotide messenger RNA. RefSeq lists its product as uncharacterized. Lineage: Eukaryota; Metazoa; Chordata; Ascidiacea; Stolidobranchia; Styelidae. Gene Ontology annotation, biological process: G protein-coupled receptor signaling pathway. The record is from RefSeq and is a predicted model, not a curated record. Gene Ontology annotation, cellular component: plasma membrane. Gene Ontology annotation, molecular function: G protein-coupled receptor activity.